ACAUUUGACGGAAGGGGGGCGUGCUGCUCGAACGAUGGAGUCCCUCGAAGACCUCAAAGCAGCAGUGGGUGCAUCAAUGACCAGCAUCUCACCUGCCAUCAAUGGUCAGAAUCAUGCAGCAGCCCCCACAGCAGUCGCAAGCCAGCUUGGCGUUGGCCCGAGCUCGGCGACGUCGGGCACCUCGAGUCGCCAAGUCAGUCUGUCGAGUGGCUCGGCCAGUUCGGGCAGAGAGAUGCUCCAGAUCAUCGACGAGGAUCAGACAUUCACUGAUCAGCUGCCCGAGUUCAUGAAGCGUUGUGGUCUCUACGACAAAGGAUUCAGCUACGAUGUCGUAGCAGUCUUUGGCUCGCAGUCUACCGGCAAAAGCACGCUACUCAAUCGUGUGUUUGGCACUUCCUUUGCCGUCAUGAGCGAGCACGAGCGCCGCCAGACCACCAAAGGUAUCUGGAUGAGCAAGGGCGAGAGCAUGCCCGUCUUGAUCAUGGACGUCGAAGGAACGGAUGGACGCGAACGUGGCGAAGAUCAGGAUUUUGAGCGCAAGUCAGCCCUAUUCUCGAUGGCAUCUGCCGAAGUCAUCCUCGUCAAUCUGUGGGAGCAUCAAGUUGGCCUCUAUCAAGGCGCCAAUAUGGGGCUGCUCAAGACGGUCAUGGAAGUCAAUCUGGGGCUCUUCCAAGCCUCGAAAAGCAAGCAGACGAGCAAAGGACAAGACAAAACGCUUCUGCUCUUCGUCAUCAGAGAUCAUAUUGAACCGGGCGGCACACCUCUCGCUAACUUGAGCAGAACGCUCACAGCGGAUCUUGAGCGGUUAUGGUCUGGCUUAUCCAAGCCCGAGGGUCUUGAGCAGUCUCGCAUAUCGGAUUACUUUGAUCUCGACUUUGUCACACUCCCACACAAGUUACUGAAGCCGGAGCAAUUCGACGUGGAAUGCUCGCAGCUCAGGACCCGAUUUGUUGAUCGACAUGAUCCCAACUAUGUCUUCAAACCGAUCUAUCACAAGCGCAUUCCAGCGGAUGGCCUUUCGAUCUACUUCUCUCAAAUCUGGUCGCAAGUACUGUCGAACAAAGAUCUCGACUUGCCAUCUCAACAAGAGCUUCUCGCGCAAUACCGAUGCGACGAGAUCGCCAGUCUGGCAUUUGCAGACUUUGAGACAGAUAUAAAGCUACAUCGCAAGCCCGUAGAAGGCGGCAAGCUCGUCGAAGCGCUCGGCAAGCUCAUGGCAGCCGGUCGCGCGACGUGCAUUGCGAAAUUCGACCGCGAUGCAUCUCGGUACCAUCCCGCGGUCUACCAGCGCAAACGCGCCGAACUGCUUGCAAAGGCAAACGCUUCACUGUCUCCGCUCUAUGUCGGUCAGCUCAAGAACGUACACAAGCAAGUCGUGCGAGACUUCAAAGCAGCAAUCCUCGCGCAACUCAAGGCAGAUAGCUACGAUUUUGCGUCUGUAGUCGACCAAACCCGUCAGAAGGCUGAAUCGACUUUCAUCACGGAAGCGAAAGCUUUAAGCCUAGACGGGACAGACUGGUCAUACGAUGAUGCGUUAGUCCAGCUGCGUGAGGAUAUCACUGCUAUCGCAGACACGUGCAGAGUUGAAGAGACAAAGCGCAUGGUCACGAGCAUCGAACGAGCCCUGAAGAAAGCAUAUAACGAACCAGUCGAGAUUGCCCUGAAGAAGCCAACCACCGAGAUGUGGGACAACGUCUUGAAGGCGUACAAGACUGCCAUUGCUAAAGCCGAGACUGCGUAUCUCGCCAAGGCUGGCAGCUUCAACUGCACAGAAGAGGAGAAUACAGCUGCGCUGAGCUCGCUGCGCCGCAAAGCUUGGCUGAGCCUAAGGCAAAAGAUUGACGAGCAAGUAUCAGAAUCGGCGCUUCUCGUCAAGCUCAAGCUUGCGUUUGAGGAUCGUUUUCGGUAUGAUGCGGAAGGAAUCCCGCGGGUCUGGAAGCCAGAGGACAACAUGGAUGAUUUGUUCAGAAGCGCGAGAGAAUCGACCCUGGCGCUCAUUCCACUGUAUGCAAAUAUCAGGCCGUCAGACCCUGCGAACCAGUAUGUCCUCUCAGCAGAAGAUGCAGCCUCAACCAGCGACGAUGUCGAGCCAUUCGACUUUGACGAAUCUCUCGUCGUGCUCAGCGAGACGAAAUCGGACGAGCUAGCAAAUCGCUUCCGGCGAGAAGCUGACGCGUACUAUGUCGAAGCGAAGCGCAGUCUGGUCAGUUCGAUCAGUCAGAUACCUGUCUGGAUGUAUUGCGUGCUAGUUGCACUCGGCUGGAACGAGUUCAUCGCCGUCAUUCGCAGCCCGAUCUACUUUACGCUACUCCUACUUGGUGCGACAGCGGCGUACAUCACCAUUCAGCUCAACAUGGUGGGACCUGUCAUGACGAUCGGUCGCAGCGUGAUCAACGAGACUUAUAGAGUUGGCCACGAGAAGCUCAGAGAGCACUUCAACACGCCAGAGAUCAGACGGAUGUAUGAAGGAUCAGUGGCAGUGCCUGCCGAGCCGAUGGAAUUGCAGUCGCGAGCGCAGAACACGACGGAUGAUCAAAAGGAGCGAUAGCUUACGCGAGUUGUACGAUCG
Messenger RNA from Mixia osmundae IAM 14324, 2569 nucleotides. RefSeq lists its product as uncharacterized. Gene Ontology annotation, biological process: endoplasmic reticulum membrane fusion. NCBI's taxonomy places the organism in Eukaryota, Fungi, Basidiomycota, Mixiomycetes, Mixiales, Mixiaceae. The record is from RefSeq and is a predicted model, not a curated record. The transcript is spliced from 9 exons. Gene Ontology annotation, cellular component: endoplasmic reticulum. Gene Ontology annotation, molecular function: GTPase activity; GTP binding. The coding region runs from base 35 to 2548 and encodes 837 amino acids.